Molecule: messenger RNA, 441 nt
Organism: Aureobasidium subglaciale EXF-2481
Lineage: Eukaryota; Fungi; Ascomycota; Dothideomycetes; Dothideales; Saccotheciaceae
Exons: 2
Coding region: 1-441 (146 amino acids)
Biological process (GO): endosome transport via multivesicular body sorting pathway
Cellular component (GO): fungal-type vacuole lumen; fungal-type vacuole membrane
Molecular function (GO): ubiquitin protein ligase binding
Source: RefSeq, a predicted model, not a curated record
AUGUGCGGCAGCGACAUCUUCUUGGGCUUCCUCGCCAUUCUCUUCCCGCCCAUCGCUGUAUGGGUGAAGCGUGGUCUCUGCUCGGCCGACUCCCUCAUCAACAUCGCCCUCUGCUGUUUGGGCUUCUUCCCUGGUCUCAUCCAUGCCUGGUACAUCAUCUCGCGCUACCCCGACCCCACCUAUGAGGCCGUCGACCAAGAACCCGAAGGUGGCCGUGUGACAUACUACUACGUCCAACAAAGCCAUCGUCCUUCGGUCAGCAGUUCGAGAGGCCCUGGCUACGGCACCAUCGCCCCUGGCAACCAGGCCGAGGGCUCAAACCCUCAGCAAUACCGCCAGGAUCAGCAGAUGCCUAGUGCGUCAAAGAGAGAUGACGCUGCAAACCCACCCACAUAUGCAGAGGCCGUCAAGGGAAACAACAAGGUCCAAUCACACGACUAA